AUGGAGCAUGCCGCGGCUGCGUUUGCGAAGGACAUGAGCCAGCAGUGCGCCGUUCCAGUGACCGUUCCGUUGAGUCGUGGGUGGCAUGGGGUUGUGGGGGAGCUGCUCCAUCGCUUGUACGUGAUGGCUUCGUUGAAGCGACUCCUAGUGCCCGAGAUUUUCCAAGAAUACAGCGUUUCCAAGACGGAAGCGAUCGUUACGAUGGACGGGCUGGAAGCGAUAGUCUUGUUGGUGACUGGAAAAGCCAUGACAUCCAUUGAGCGGCAGCACAUUCAAGCGCUCUUUCCAUCUGGAGAAAUUCUGUGUCCGAUCUUGCAACCCAAUCCUGAAACCACCAAGACGAUCGACGCCAUGAGGAACGUGGGGCCGUGGUACAAUGCGCUUCAUGGUCGUACCCUUCGCGGCCAAAACCAACCGCGAUGUCGACACACGUCCUUGUCGAAAUGGCUUGACAUGCCGCUAUUCACGUGGAUCAAAUCUAUCAACCAAGGGCGUUGCCAAGUCGCAAAGUACAGUAAAACCCUCAUCGAUAUGGGCUUGUACACGGUCAUCCAUCUUGCACAAGCUCAACCAACGCUUCGCCCACAAGAUUUCAAGGAGCUAGAGCUGAGUGAUCGUGGCACUCUUAUCUUUGAGCUUUUCGGGCUGCGAUCCAGUGUCGAACGUGCCGCUGGAUCAAUUGUCCAAGGGGCUGGCCGAGUAGUAUUUGCACGCGCCAAACUUCGACAGAUGCGCGAGGUACGGCAUUGCGCACGGGAAGACAGGGACGCUGCGAUUGGCCCUCCGUCGAUGCUUCAGCAAGAACUCGCUCGAUUGGACAGGGACCGUGGCAUUUCUGCUGUGUGGGACGCCGUGCUCACCCGCGUCAUGUACCAAGUGGACAAAACGACCCCACCUAUGGACAAGUUCAUGUGUAUCCCCAUUCGGACUGAAUUGCGUCAGCGCACGAACGUCGCCGCCUCCGUCAUCCAGCAGACCGUGCGAAUUCUGUUAUGACGACAAUCCUUAACAUCAAAAAAACUCAACAUUGUUGAUCUGCCACGUCAUAUUAUAUAAAUUCACACCAUAAACAAGUAAAAUUGAAGUGGAA
Aphanomyces invadans is the source of this 1090-nucleotide messenger RNA. RefSeq lists its product as hypothetical. Bases 1 to 996 code for a protein of 331 amino acids. The record is from RefSeq and is a predicted model, not a curated record. The transcript is spliced from 3 exons. NCBI's taxonomy places the organism in Eukaryota, Oomycota, Saprolegniomycetes, Saprolegniales, Verrucalvaceae.